Molecule: messenger RNA, 3544 nt
Organism: Hyla sarda
Lineage: Eukaryota; Metazoa; Chordata; Amphibia; Anura; Hylidae
Gene: INTS4
Product: integrator complex subunit 4
Exons: 23
Coding region: 90-3002 (970 amino acids)
Biological process (GO): snRNA processing
Cellular component (GO): integrator complex
Source: RefSeq, a predicted model, not a curated record
CCUGCUUUCAACCAGCUUUAUUUAUUACAGUCGCGCACUUGCCGGUGUUGUGAAGUACGGUAGCCGUGGAGUCUCAAACAUCGUGAACCAUGGCGGCCCAUCUGAAGAAGCGCGUUUAUGAAGAAUUUACCAAAGUGGUUCAGCAGCCACUAGUUGAAGAUCUUUCAGCAAAGAAAUUACGUCUGACAAAGCCGAGUAAAUCCGCUGCCCUCCACAUCGACCUCUGCAAGGCCACAUCACCGGCGGACGCCCUACAGUACCUUCUGCAAUUUGCGCGCAAACCCGUGGAGGCAGAAAGUGUGGAAGGAGUGGUCCGCAUCCUGCUAGAGCACUACUACAAGGAAAAUGAGCCGUCUGUGAGAUUGAAGAUCGCGUCUCUGUUGGGCCUGCUGUGUAAGACGUCAGGGUUCUGUCUGGACUCUAUAGUGGAUGAUGUGAUCGGGACACUUCAGAAUGAAAAGUCUCAUCAGGUUCUUGCUCAGCUGCUGGACACUUUGUUAGAGAUCGGGAUCAAGCUGGUGGACAGUGUACCCAUCCGGAUGAGACUGGUGGAUGUGGCAUACAAGUAUCUCUCGGACACAUCUCACGGCGUCAGGAACAAGUGUCUGCAGCUUCUCGGCUGCCUCGGAUGUGUGGAUAAAACACCUGCGAAAGAUGUGGAAGGAGCAGUCGCCAAAGACGUACAGAAGAUCAUCGGCGACUAUUUCAACGAUCAGGAUCCACGCGUCAGGACGGCUGCUAUAAAAGCCAUGUUGCAGUUGCACGAGAGAGGCCUGAAGCUGCAGCAGGUCCUGUACAGUCAGGCUUGUAAGCUGCUGACGGACGACUACGAGCAAGUGCGCAGUGCCGCCGUGGAGCUGGUCUGGGUCCUCAGUCAGCUGUAUCCUGAAAGCAUUGUUCCUAUCCCGUCCUCCAACGAGGAGAUCCGGCUGGUGGAUGAAGCUUUCGGGAAGGUCUGUCACAUGGUCAGCGAUGGAUCUUGGAUGGUCCGAGUUCAGGCUUGCAAACUUCUGGGGUCAAUGCAGCAAGUCAGUCCCCACUUUUUGGAGCAGACCCUGGAUAAGAAACUUAUGUCGGAUCUUAGGAGGAAGAGAACAGCUCAUGAACGUGCAAAAGAGUUGUACAGCUCUGGGGAGUUCUCCAGCGGCAGAAAGUGGGGGGAUGAUGCCCCCCGGGAGGAGCUGGAUACUGAGGCUGUGAACCUGAUAGAGUCCGGGGCCUGCGGAGCUUUCGUCCAUGGCCUGGAGGAUGAGAUGUAUGAGGUGAGGAUCGCGGCGGUGGAAUCCCUGUGUCUCCUGGCUCGCUCCUCCCGCCCCUUCGCAGAGAAGUGCUUAGAUUUCCUGGUGGACAUGUUCAAUGAUGAGAUAGAAGAAGUGCGGCUGCAAUCCAUACACACCAUGCGCAAGAUCUCAGACAACAUAACCCUCCGGGAGGAUCAGCUGGACACUGUGCUGGCUGUGCUAGAGGACUCUUCCAGGGACAUCCGCGAGGCUUUACAUGAGCUGCUGUGUUGUACAAACGUCUCCACAAAGGAAUGUAUUCACCUCGCCCUGGUGGAACUUCUGAAGAACCUCUCCAAGUACCCCACAGACCGGGAGUCCAUCUGGAAAUGUCUGAAGUUCCUGGGCAGCAGACACCCCACCCUGGUCCUGUCCCUGGUACCCGAUCUCCUGAGCACACACCCCUUCUUCGAUACUCCAGAACCUGAUAUGGAUGAUCCAGCGUAUAUAGCGGUUUUGGUUUUGAUAUUCAACGCGGCGAAGACUUGCCCCACCAUGCCGGCUCUGUUCUCCGACCACACGUUCCGCCACUAUUCCUACCUGCGGGACAGUCUCUGCCAUCUGGUUCCUGCUCUGACUCUGCCCGGAGUAAAAUGGUCCUGGAUCCCAAAUCUGGAGCACCAGUCUUCUCCUGAGGACCCUUCCCAGCAGUUUCUGCAGAACAGCCUGGAGAGAGUCCACAACCUGCAAAAUCUGGAUAUCCAGGGGACGCAGCAGCUUCUCGAGUUCACUAUCCGGGACCUGCAGAGAAUAGGGGAGCUCCAGUCGGAGCUGGCCGGCAUGGCGGACUUCUCGGCAACCUACCUGCGCUGUCACCUGCUGCUUAUCAAGGCUUUGAAUGAGAAGUUGUGGAGCCUUGCGGCGCCCUUGUAUGUGAAGCAGAACUCUCUGGCUGCUACGGCCGUCAAACAGAUUUUGGAAGAAACGUACAAGAUGGAGUUCAUGUACAGUGGGCUGGAGAACCGACAAGUGGCCAUCAUUCAUCACAUGAGGUUACAGGCAAACGCCCUCCAGCUCCUUGUAACCGCCCGGACCACCAAAGGGGAGGAGCCGCUGUUCAGCAUGUGUAAGCAGUUCCUGCAGGAGGUGGAUUUUUUCCAAAGGUGCUUCAUCUCGGAGCUCCCCCACAUGCAGGACAGUUUUGUGGAUAAGCUGCUGGAUCUUAUGCCUCGACUGGUGAACUCCAAACCCUUAGAGAUGGUGAAGAUCCUGCAGACCUCCCUGCGGCAGAGCAGCCUCCUGCGGCUAACUCUACCUGAUCAGAUUCACAGAGCCUCGGCGCACAUCAUUGAACCGGCCGCUGAGUCUGAUAACCCGAUCCGGUUCACCUCCGGUUUAGUUGUAGCCCUGGAUGUUGAUGCCACAUUGCAACACGUCCAGGAACCGCAGAACACUGUUAAAGUCCAGGUCGGAUAUCCAGAUGGGCAGGUUCAGAUUAUUCACCCAAAACCAGCAGACUUUCGCAACCCCGGCCCGGGGCGACAUCGGCUCAUUACACAGGUCUAUCUGUCUCAUACAGCCUGGACAGAGCCCUGCCAGAUUGAAGUUAACCUCUUGCUCGCCUACAGCUCCAGCAGAAGCCGAGCGCUGACCCGCUCCUCCAAGACCACCUGGGGGGACAGCACAGACUCUGCGCCCCUCCCAGAAACUAACAUAGAGGGGACUCUGCCUUUCAGCAAACCUGUCAAAGUCUUCCUUAUGCCCAAACCUGCCAGGCGGUGACACCCUGAGGGGCAGCUAUCCCAGCAGUCUGCCAGGCGGUGACACCCUGAGGGGCAGCUAUCCCAGCAGUCUGCCAGGCAGUGACACCCUGAGGGGCAGCUAUCCCAGCAGUCUGCCAGGCGGUGACACCCUGAGGGGCAGCUAUCCCAGCAGUCACUGCACAGGUCCUCUGCAAUCAUGUCACCAAUAACUGAGCCCCUCCCCCCCACUGAUCACUAAAAUGACGGUCACUUGGUAUCACUAAUAAAAAGCAGUCAUUUUGGGUCCAAUAACCCUAAUGAUUGGUGCCGUGGGGGUCUCUUGGCUCCUAAGAACAGCCAUAACCAGUCCCCAAAAUAAUUUUGCCACCACAUCUGCUGCUAUCGUGGCUAAAAGUGCCGGAUUAUCGGAGGCCAAGUUACAGGAAUUUUGCAGUUUUUUUUCCCAGCAGGGUAUCUGUGUAUAUAGAACAAUGCAUCAUGGUCUUAUUUUUGUUGUAUGGAUAAAUGAGAUGAACAAGAUUUUUAAUUUUUUUUGUACAGAAUUGUUGAUUUUGUUUUUUU